Girardinichthys multiradiatus is the source of this 3382-nucleotide messenger RNA. Its product is annotated as gap junction alpha-3 protein-like. The coding region runs from base 445 to 1515 and encodes 356 amino acids. The record is from RefSeq and is a predicted model, not a curated record. Gene Ontology annotation, cellular component: connexin complex. Lineage: Eukaryota; Metazoa; Chordata; Actinopteri; Cyprinodontiformes; Goodeidae. The transcript is spliced from 3 exons. Gene Ontology annotation, biological process: cell communication.
UAGCAUUGCAGCCACUCCCUGCACCGUGAAUUAUAUUUAGAGCUCACCGACAAGUCUGCAUCCUCACUGGACUCUUGAGAAGAAGGUUUUGAGAAUUUUCUACAAACUGGAAAGAUUUCAUCUUUCAGGUUUAGCUGUGGUGCCUUUUUAAAGGAAGAUUUUGGUAAAGUGACAAUAAGAGGGAGAAUACCAAGCAAUUACACACACUGCCUAGUGAAAACUAUCCGGGAGAAGAUUAUUUUGGAGCUUUGGUUUCCUCUAACAUGGCCACUCUGUGAGGUGAAGAGUCUCAGUCACUUGAAGACUGAGGGAAAUGAACAUUAUCAGAGCAUGGUGUCAUAAGAUCUGCGGCGAGGCCAGCACUCUCACCGAGACUGCUUCAGGGCUUUCACUCACACAGUUUGUCUCCUGGUUUUAUUGAUCCGUGAUCGAUUCGUGAUCCUCAUGGCGGAUUGGAACUUGUUGGGGAAGCUGCUGGAGAGUGCCCAGGAACACUCCACUGUGGUGGGCAAGGUGUGGCUCACCGUGCUGUUCAUCUUCCGCAUCCUGGUGCUGGGAACGGCGGCGGAGAAAGUGUGGGGCGACGAGCAGUCCGGCUUCACGUGCGACACCAAGCAGCCCGGUUGCCAGAACGUCUGCUACGACAAGACCUUCCCCAUUUCUCACAUUCGCUUCUGGGUGAUGCAGAUCAUCUUUGUCUCCACGCCCACGCUCAUUUAUCUGGGCCACAUCCUCCACCUGGUCCGCAUGGAGGAAAAAGAGAAGCAGAAACUAAAGGACCUCGCCAUUAAAAAUGAAAAAGAGCAGCUGUUAAUUAGCAAUAAGUCCAAAAAGGCCUCAGUUAAAGACAACCAGGGCCAUGUGCGUCUGCAAGGUGCUCUGCUGCGAACAUAUGUCUUCAACAUCAUUUUUAAGACCCUGUUUGAGGUGGCGUUUAUCGUGGCUCAGUACUUCCUGUACGGCUUUGAGCUGAAGCCCAUGUACACCUGCGACCGCUGGCCUUGCCCCAACAUGGUGAACUGCUACAUCUCUCGACCUACAGAGAAGACGGUCUUUAUCCUUUUCAUGCUGGCAGUAGCUUCUGUGUCUCUGCUGCUGAAUUUGGUGGAAAUGUACCAUUUAGGUUUCAAAAAAUGCCACCAGGGUCUUCGCUACAAACGAUCAAAGAUGGAAAAGGAAGCCCCCAAGGCCCUAAAUGAGGGGAUCAUACCUUUCGCCCCGAACUACACCUAUUUUACAGAUCAUUCUGCAGUUCCUGAACCUUUUCCCGCAGACUCAAAGUACAGCAUGGCAGGGCCAAACUCCGCUUACAGCCCCUACAACAGCAAAGCCGUUUACAAGCAGAACAGAGACAACAUGGCUGUAGAGAGAAAAGGUAGAUCAGAGGGAGAUGAUUUAGAGAAGACGAAAGCAUCCAGUCCUGUUACUGAGACUCCUGUUGAAAAUCAGCGUAGAAACAGUCAGUCCAGCAAGCACAGCAACAACAAGGGCAGGUUGGAUGACCUGAAGAUCUAAGAUUGUCAGGUUUCUAUCCAAGGCUCAGGGACUACGGAAAAAAGCCACCACAACACGUGAAAAUGCAUUCAUCUUAGACAUUUGGUAGUUUCAAAGAGGUUAGACUGUAUCGAUCAUGAUGGUAAAAUUAAGAAACAGAAGUACUGGGAGAGGUUUUAAAGGUUUGGGAGUUUACAGUCGUUAUCAAAAAGCUUAGAUAAAAGUAGAGUUAGAUAUGACAGGUUUUGUUCCAUAACAAAAUUAGAAAUACAUUUUAAAGCCCAGAGACUUUUAGUUUAAAGAAGUCAGAAAACCGAAGUGGAUUCACAACGUUUAUAAUCCAUGUCUUAGUACCACUUAGUGAGAUCUCAAUUUGUAGGAUCACUUUUUAUUAUUAGUAUUUCCAGCUUUGAUUAAUGAAAUGUGGCCAAUAAAAUUCGUAAUUGUGAAAAUUGCGAAAUACAAAAAGUCAAUAGAGUAUUAUGUUUUUUUUGUUACUUACAUUGACUUAUUUAUAACUUUAGACUUUGAUUAAAUGGAUUAGAAGUACACAGUUACCCAUGUUUUCAUAGAAUGUUGUUUCCAAUAAGAGUGUGUUUACUGUGGGGCUUAAAAAUGUUUCUGAUUUCUUAAAAACGUUCUUGAUCAUAGAGCAAAUGACAGAUGUAUCGUGGAGCUGCUUACAUGCAACCUUUCCCAGCUCAUCUCCUGCUGCAGGUCGGUGGAUAUUUGUGGGAUGCAAAUCCAACAUGCAGAAUCAAAGCCUCCCAGGAAGCUGAUGUUCUUAAGAGUUUCCUUUAAGAUGUGUCUUUGUUCAGAACUGUGUUAUUUAACAACUGUAUCUUUGAGCAAUUCUCAGAUGCAUUGAGAAGCCGUAUAUUGUUUCUUAAGACAGUUUCAUUUGGACUGUGCUGGCAUGAUGAAUGUAUAAAUUGUUAUUGUUGGAGAUUUGCCUGAUAUGUUUACAUUACUUACAGGCUUUAGUGUAAAAACAAGACUGAGUGCUUUCACUGCAAGCUUCUUGCUGCCACAUAAUACAAUAAUUGCAUUGUGACAUUUUUUAGAAAUCAUUUAUAGCUUUAUUAGCUUAAAGAAAAAAAAUCCAGCUCCAACAGUCAGUCGGGCUGCUCUGAUUAAUGAUCUAAUUUCACUAAACUGGAAGAGUGUUGAUCGGCACCUCAUCCUUUGUUUGGUUGUGCCAAAAAUGCUUCUGACAUAGCACCAAUGAAUUUUACUGUGGUUUAGACAUUUUGUUUUCUUUUAACUCAAAAUCUUGUUAAAAGAAAGUCUUUUUCAGAAAAUGCAUGCAGACUUGUCUUACAUUUCAACAUUGCAUACCUCUGAAUCAGCCAUUCAUAUUUUUUGAUGGCAUCUAUAUUGUAUUUGCUCUAGAGUGGGAUAAUUAUGUUUAUGAUACUUUAAAAGCUAAAUAGCUACCAAAAGAUUUAAAUUUGUUUUCUUUAAUUCAUCAGAAAAGUGUAAAGUCUACGUUUUGAUUGUUUUAUAACUUUUGGUAUAAAAAAAACAACAAAAAAACAAAAACACAGCACUCUUAAAACUAUAAAUGUAGUUUCUUAACCUCCCAAGGUAGGAAUUUGUGACAGUUGUUAAAAGGAGCCAAUGAAGCAAAGUCUGGUGAUAAUGUUGUAAUAUUACAGUUCCAGUCUGAAGUUUACAUGGCAAGGAAUCAUUGGCAUUAUUGGCAUGGAAGUCAUCAGUUGUAGGCUUUUCAUUAUGCAUGUGUACUGUUCUUUUUUCCAAGCCUGAACAGUGAUGGAACAAAAUUUUAAAACAAAGACUGAUUGCAUCAAAAUCACUUUCAUGUGUUAUAUCAUGCAAUAAAAUGCUUAAGUAAUUUAAUAUUUAAUUAAAUACAUUUUGGUCUGUU